GACAACUUUGAUGAGGAUAAGUUUAGUUUCAAGGAAGAGGUUAUGACUUUACACCGAGGCAAGAAUUAAGUAGAGAGAAACUCUUCAAUGCAGUUAUUUCCUAUUGACUCUAACCUAAAACGCUGGGUUGGCUGUCACAGUACACUGGUUUCCUGCUCUGAGUAUGGGCUAUGAUGACUCUUUGUACUUUGACCGCUGAUGUUUUUCACAGACAGCUGAUAAGGCACAAGGGCUGUAUUCACUAAGAAUCAAACAGGUCGAAACGGGGAGGGACUAACCUGAACUUUUCCAAUAAGAAACGCUAGAUUUCAAAGAAAAAAUUUCUGCUAUGGUGUGCACUAAUGAAUACACCCCGGGGCUGAGUUUUAAGGUCAUGGUUUGUCGCUAAAGCAACUGCAUGCAGGGAGCUACACUAUAACUGUUUGAUUUACUUUCUCUGAAGCAUAGUGUUUUACAUGGGAUUAUAAUACAUUUUAGAUUUUUUUUUUAAUGAUCAAAUUAGGGAGUAUUUGAUUCCAUUUACAGCCGAAAUACAUUUGAAAGACUGCUUGGGCUAUUUUGGGCUGCCUUUCUGAAACGGUGUUUGAUCCCAUCUGUUCUAUCUGAAGACAUGCCUUCUUCAGGCGAUAUACUAUCUGAAGAGCAGUUCCAGUGCUCUAUCUGCCUGGAUGUCUUCACUGAGCCAGUCUCCAUCCCAUGUGGCCACAGUUUCUGCAUGGCCUGUAUAAAGAGACACUGGGAUAGCAGUGAUGCCUGCUAUUGUCCCAAAUGUAAGAGGGUGUUUGCGGGACGCCCUGAUCUCCUUGCGAACUCAUUCGCUAAAGACAUUUCAGAAAAGAUCAGGACGAACAGACGGAACGGAAUCAAGCAAUCGGAUGCCAAAUCCGGAGGCGUGCACUGUGAUGUCUGCAUGGGGAGAAAGCUCAAGGCCCUGAAGUCCUGCCUGGUGUGCCUGACUUCUUACUGUGAGACUCACCUGGAGCCUCAUCAGAGAGUGAUGACUCUGAAGAGACACAAGCUGGUGGACCCUGUGGAGAAGCUGGAGGACAGGAUGUGUAAGAAGCAUCAGAGACUCCUGGAGCUGUUCUGUAGGAGUGACCAGAGAUGUGUGUGUGUGCUCUGCACGGAGACGGAGCACAGGGCUCACGACACCGUUCCAGCGGAGAGAGAGAGUACGGCCAAGAAGGCUCAGAUGAAGAAAACUGAAGCAGAGGUGCAGCAGAUGAUCCAGGCCAGAUUGAAGAAGUUGGAUGAGAUCAAACACUCAGUCAAACUUAGCAGAAUAAAUUCAAAGAAAGAGAUAGAGGAUGGAGUGCAGGUCUUCACCGCUCUGGUGCGCUCCAUCGAGAGAAGCCAGGCUGAGCUCAUCGAGUUGAUCGAGGAGAAGCAGUCAGCAGCAGAGAGGCGAGCUGAAGGGCUCGUCAAAGAGCUGGAGCAGGAAAUCACUGAGCUACAGAGGAGAAGCACUGAGCUGGAGCAGCUCUCACACACCGAGGACCACCUCCACCUCCUAAAGAUUUUUCCAUGCCUGUGCACCCCUCCACCCACCAAGGACUGGUCUGAGAUCAGUGUUCACUCUGACCUGUGUUUGGGGAAUGCGAGGAGAGCUGUAUCUCUUCUGGAGGAGACAGUGGAGACCGCAAAAAACAAACUGUCAAUUAAAGAGCAUGAAAAGAUACAGCUGUGUGCAGUUGACGUAUCCCUGGACCCGAGCACUGCCAACCCCUGGCUGGUCGUGUCUGAAGAUGGUAAGCAAGUCUGGGACGGGGACAUGGAGCCGAGCCUCCUGAACGGCCCUCAACGAUUCGACACGGCACCCUGUGUCCUUGCCAAGGACGGCUUUGCCACCGGGAGGCACUACUGGGAGGUCGAGGUCGGAGACAAGACGGCUUGGGACCUGGGUGUGGCCAAGGAGUCCAUCAACAGGAAGGGCAUGGUCACACUGAGCCCUGAGGACGGCUAUUGGACGAUAUGUUUGAGGAGAGGAAGUGAGUACAGAGCAUGUGAGGGACAGUCGGUGUUGCUCCACUUCAGAGAGAAACCACGGAAGGUUGGGGUGUUUGUGGAUUACGAGGAGGGGAAGGUGUCGUUUUAUAAUGUAACCGACAGGUCUCAUAUUUAUUCGUUCACGGGCUACCAGUUUACUGAGAGGGUGAUCCCUUUGCUCAACCCAGAUAUGCGUGACAGCGGGAACAACAUAUCACCGCUCAUUAUACGUCCUGUUGGUGUUUUCAAUGGAGGUGGUAGUUUGGAUGAUGACAUAACAAUAUGAAAUUGACUUUGUCAUGGACAAUACAUUUCAUUUUGAAAGUGUCCUAAAGAGGAAAAUAGAAAACCAAAUGGACUUAAAUUGCCAUGGACUAAAAUUGAUAAAUGGGUUAUAGAAAGAUUCAGUAAGAUUCACUCCAUUUAAUUUUGUUGAAUUCAAUUAAAUUAUGAAUGCUCUUUUAAAUGCAGAUAGGUUGUGUUUUAUUUAUUUAUAUUUUAUGUCAUUGUCUGAGAAGAAGACAGAAGUUAAUGCAACUAUCCAAACCAAUCUUUAUUAGCUCAUGUCAUUAGCAACGGUCAUCAAUUUUUUUUUUUUUUUUACUAUUUGAAUGAAUGUAACAGUUGUACAAUAGAUGAAGAUAUUCCAAACUUUUCAAAUCCCUCAUAUACUGACUGAAUAAAACAUUGUUCUAGCAUGGACAAAUCGUUUAUAGAUUUGGGGUAUUUAGGUUGGAAUUCAGGUAUUCAAUGUACUGUAAAAUGUUUUUUAAAAUAUAUACGUUGUGAAAAAUAUAUCUAUAUGUGCCUCAUUUGCAUACACUAUCUAUACACUAUAUGUAUUUGCAUACAUUAAUAAAUUAAUAUAAAGGGGUGGAACAGGGCUACAACCACCAAAAAAUGUAUCUGUCUCGUACUACCUGAGCUGUCUAGGCUGCCUCAUUAAUAAUUUUGUCACAUUUUAUUACAUAAUUUAAUAAGUGUGUCAAGAGAAGGAUGAUGUAGUAACCAAAAAAGGGUUAAACAAAUCAAAAUUGGUAAAAGACAAAGUCCAUAUUACGGCAAGAGCAGCUCAAAAAAAGCAAAGAGAAAUUACAGUCCAUAAUUUCUUCAAGACAUGAAGGUCAGUCAAUCUGGAAAAUUUCAAGAACUUUUAAAGUUUCUUCAACUGCAGUUGCAAAAACCAUCAAGCGCUAUGAUGAAUCUGGCUCUCAUGAGGAAGGAAGACCCAGAGUUACCUCGGCUGCAGAGGAUACGUUCAUUAGAGUUACCAGCCUCAGAAAUUGCAGCCCAAAUAAAUGCUUCACAGAGUUCAAGUAACAGACACAUUUCAACAUCAACUGUUCAGAGGAGACUGUGUGAAUCAGGCCUUCAUGGUCAAAUUGCUGCAAAAAACACUACUAAAGGACACCAAUAAUAAGAAGAGACUUGCUUGGGCCAAGAAACACGAGAAAUGGACAUUAGACCAGUGGAAAUCUGUCCUUUGGUCUGAUGAGUCUAAAUUUGAGGUUUUUGGUUCCAACCGCUGUGUCUUUGUGAGACGCAGAGUAGGUGAACGGAUGUUCUCCUCGUGUGUGGUACCCUACCGUGAAGCAUGGAGGAGGAGGUGUGAUGGUGUGGGAGUACUUUGCUGGUGACAUUGUCAGUGAUUUAUUUAGAAUUCAAGGCACACUUAACCAGCAUGGCUACCACAGCAUUCUGCAGGGAAACACCAUCCCAUCUGGUUUGCGCUUAGUGGAACUGUCAUUUGUUUUUCAACAGGACAAUGACCCAACACACCUCCAGGCUGUGUAAGGGCUAUUUGACCAAUAAGGAGAGUGAUAGAGUAGUGCAUCAGAUGACUUGGCUUCCACAAUCACCCGACCUCAAACCAAUUGAGAUGGUUUGGAAUGAGUUGGACCGCAGAGUGAAGGAAAAGCAGCCAACAAGUGUUCAGCUUAUGUGGGAACUCCUUCAAGACUGUUGGAAAAGCAUUCCAGGUGAAGCUGGUUGAGAGAAUGCCAAGAGUGUGAAAAGCUGUCAUCAAGGCAAAUGGUGGCUACUUUGAAGAAUCUCAAAUAUAAAAUAGUUUUUGAUUUGCUUAACACUUUUUUGGUUACUACAUGAUCCCAUAUGUGUUAUUUCAUAGUUUUGAUGUCUUCACUAUUAUUCUACAAUGUAUAAAAUUAUAAAAAAUAAAGAAAUACCCUUGAAUGAG
Oncorhynchus nerka (sockeye salmon) is the source of this 4183-nucleotide messenger RNA. Its product is annotated as E3 ubiquitin-protein ligase TRIM39-like. Lineage: Eukaryota; Metazoa; Chordata; Actinopteri; Salmoniformes; Salmonidae. The coding region runs from base 611 to 2272 and encodes 553 amino acids. Gene Ontology annotation, molecular function: protein binding; zinc ion binding. The record is from RefSeq and is a predicted model, not a curated record. The transcript is spliced from 7 exons.